UGUGGGGCAGUGAAGCUGGCUACUGGAUUGGAGUUUGGCAACAUCUGGACUGGAGGGGUCGCAUCUCCCUUUUGCACCCAGGGGAGGGAGCCUUGGGCUGGGCACCCAAUGGCCCAGCUCCCCUCUAGUGCCAGCCGCAUCCUGGGUCACAGAGAGUACUUCUAGCCAGUCAACCAGUGGGACCAUACAAUGGAUGGGAGCCUAUGUGGAUUUAAGUGGAAUAGUGCACUGGUGCUCCAGUAUAGGUCCGAGUUUACUAGUGUGCACUGGACUCAUCAGGGGGAGACAGAAGACACGUUGGUCCACAAACCAGCAGGGACACAGCCCCAUUAAUGCUGUGGAAACACUUGAAGAAUGAUGAGCUCCGAACAGGAGGAAACUCUCCGUUUUUUCCAGUAUGUUGAGGAGAAUGGGCUGAGAGCCUACAACGGCCUGGUAGCUCAGAACCUGGACCACGCCAGGAAUGAGAGAAAUAAAGCAUUCCUGCAGGAGAAAAACGACAAAAAGAGAAAACAGGAGGAAGCCAUAAGGAGGACAGGGGAGGACAUUGCAACUGAAGGCAAGCACUUACGCAUGGGCUCCAUUACCAUGCCAGAUCCCCCAGAACGCAUGCCCAUGCCCCACCCGCAUGCCCUCGCCUGUGGGCAGGGCUUCUCUGUCCGCUCCCAGUCCCUCCAUUCUGUCGGUGGUGGGAACACUGGAGGCGGAGGAGAGGAGGAGGUAGGGAGCCCGACCUCUAGGAAACAGCCCCCACCCAAGCCCAGGAGGGACCCGGCCACUAAGCUGAGCAUGUCGUCUGAGGCAGUGGACCACAGUCCCAUGUCCACCUGCCGAGGGGAGAGAUGUGACGCAGCUCAAGGAUGCAGUGAGGACUGCAGGAGGGUGCCCCCACCCAAACCCAAGAGAAACCCCAACACACAACUGAGCGUAUCCUUCGAUGAGUCCUACAUCAAGAGCCAUGGAAGCAGCAGCGUAUGUCACUCCAAACCUCUCCAUCAUGUCACCUCGCCCUGCGAAGGCAACCCGUCGCCCCCACAGAGCGACGAGAGCCCCACAGAUGACUGUGAAGAUGAACCAGUCUACAUAGAGAUGGGUGGGAUCGACGUCGGAGUUCGAGAACCCUUGAAAAGCGAGGAUGAGGAGCCCGGGGAGUCUGUAUACGAGGAGAUGAAGUACCCAGUUCUGGAUGAUAUGGAGUACCGCACUGACCCUGUCGGGUGUCGCUCUGCAUGCCCCACCCCAGCCCCUUACGACCCUGAACCUCUCAGUCGCUGCUCCACGCCUCGAAACAUUCCCCUCUGUGACAUUCCUGCACCCUUUCCUAAUUUACUCACCCAUAGGCCUCCUCUAUUGGUGUUCCCACCGGCACCCGCUCAGUGCUCACCCAACUCAGAUGAGUCUCCCCUUACCCCUCUAGAUGUAGCUAAACUGCCCAUGCUGGAAAACCAGUCCUACAGCAAAUCCCCCACAUCUUCCACUGAGCCACCCUCUUCAGCCCACAUCCGCAGGGAGCUCACUGCCACCCCAACCCUCACUGUGUCAGGCCGCUCCUCUGCGCCUCCUCUCCCCUGUACUCUCUACAAAUCCUCCUCCUCAUCCUCUUAUCAGCGCAGCCACUCUGCCUGUCCAUCACCGGUCAGCAUGGGCCGCUGUCUCACCCCUCUCAGUCUCAUGCGUACACCCCCCUUUGAUGCCCCAAUGCCAUUCCCUGGUGGUUUACCACGCAGCGCCUCUGCCACCCCUCACGGCAAAGGCUCACCACCUCAAGACGGUGUGAGUCGCCUCCAUGGCUCUAUGCAGAAUGUGUCGACGGGGCGGUCAAGGACACCUACUAGCCCACUGGAUGAACUUACAAACCUGUUCACGACCGGCAGGAACAUGUUGAAGAAAAACGCCAGUGGCAGGAAGUCGAAAGAGCCCGGAGAGACUGAGUCCAAAAGCAAGUCUCACAGCGAGUCCAAGCGUGAAGGCAAGGAGAGGCACAGUCAUAGCAAGGAGUCAAAGAGAGACUCAAAGGAUCGCCACAGCAAAGACUCCUCUCAUCGCAGGGACAGAGAAAAAGACAGAGACCGGGACAAAGACAAAGACAGAGGCAGCGGCAGCAAUGCGGAGCAACUGUCCCACAGACGCAACAGCAAAGACCGUACUUGUAGCAGUGUAGAUGCACCACCUGUUCGCAGGGACAGCAGGGACCAGGGCUGCAGCAGUGCAGAGCCCAUCCCACUGAUAAGAAGAGACUCUAAGGACAGAGGGAUCAGC
Cheilinus undulatus (humphead wrasse) is the source of this 2259-nucleotide messenger RNA. RefSeq names its product neuronal tyrosine-phosphorylated phosphoinositide-3-kinase adaptor 2b (gene nyap2b). The annotation marks the transcript as partial. Gene Ontology annotation, biological process: phosphatidylinositol 3-kinase/protein kinase B signal transduction; neuron projection morphogenesis. The record is from RefSeq and is a predicted model, not a curated record. Lineage: Eukaryota; Metazoa; Chordata; Actinopteri; Labriformes; Labridae. The transcript is spliced from 5 exons.